AUGGAGAACAUGAUGCAGGGCAAUAAGAUCAGACGAGUUGCAGCUACUCGCAUGAAUGAGAGGUCAUCUCGAUCACACACGAUUUUCCGGAUUAUUCUGGAGUCGAAAGAUGCCAAUCAGAAAGAUGGACCUGUACAUAUAAGCUACCUUAACUUAAUGGACUUAGCUGGUUCUGAGAGAGUUUCUCUGACGAAAGCUGCUGGUGAGCGUCUUAAAGAGGGGGCUAACAUAAACAAAUCUUUGUCAGUAUUAGGAAAUGUGAUAAGGCAACUAAGCGAGGGGAAGGAGUUUAUCAGUUAUCGCGAUUCGAAAUUGACUAGACUGCUCUCACAGGCUCUUGGCGGUAAUGCCAAAUCAUUGAUUAUCGGGAAUACCAAUGAUCCACCGCGAAGUAGCCGAUGGUCUAGAGCGUCUUUGGAACGUAAGAGUAAACUGCAUAUGGGAAGCCGAGAUGAAAGUAGUCGCCAUGGAGAGGUUUAUAUAUUCGACCAUGUAUUUAAGCAGGAAUGUACAAAUUCAGAUGUAUAUGGAUCUGUAGUAAAACCUUUAGUCGAUUCCUUCAUGGAAGGUUUCAAUGCCACAAUAUUUGCAUAUGGCCAAACAUCUUCUGGCAAAACACACACCAUUUUGGGCAAUAAAACAGAUCCUGGGCUUUUCCAAUUAGUAUCCAAUCAGUUAUUCCAGCAUGUGGCAGACCAGGUUGAUAAGAGGUACUUGAUUAGAUGCAGUUAUAUUGAAAUCUACAAUGAAAAGAUCAAUGACCUCCUGGAUAAGAGCAAUCAGGGUUUAACUAUAAGAGAGAUAUCAAAGGAAAUGUGCUGCUUGAUGCAAGGGAAGCUGUCGUAG
This is a messenger RNA of Acanthoscelides obtectus, 846 nucleotides long. NCBI's taxonomy places the organism in Eukaryota, Metazoa, Arthropoda, Insecta, Coleoptera, Chrysomelidae. The record is from the annotation of a GenBank genome assembly.